GUAUUCUUCUAUAUAAUGUGACAAGACACUGAUUGAGUAGUGAGAAGGAGACGAAUGGCGAACUCGAACACGAUCACGAUCCACCACAAAGAAGUGGAUGAAAGGGAGGCCAUACCCCUGCUCACCCCAUACAAUAUGAGAAAUUUUAAUCUAUCUCACAGGAUAGUGUUGGCACCGUUAACACGAUCGAGGUCUUACAACUACGUCCCUCAACCGCAUGCAGCUCUAUAUUAUUCUCAAAGAACAACUAAAGGUGGCUUCUUGAUCGGGGAAGCCUCUGGGGUGUCUGAUACGGCAGUUCAUGGGUACCCUAAUACACCUGGCAUUUGGAAAACUGAGCAUGUGGAAGCUUGGAAACCAAUUGUGAACGCUGUUCAUGAAAAGGGGGGUGUUUUCUUUUGUCAACUUUGGCACGCGGCAAUAGUCUUCAACGAUGAAUACGAACCAGAUCAUGGCCAAGCUGCAAUAUCCGGCACAAACAAUCCAGUUGAUAAGGAUAUCACCAACAAUAAAGCAACAACGACUCUUUCUGGGAGUGUGACAACGGAUGAAAUUUCAAAAUUUGUCAAUGACUUCAAAAUGGCGGCCAAAAAUGCCAUAGAAGCAGGUUUUGAUGGGGUGGAGAUACACGGAGCGAACGGGUACUUACUGGAUCAAUUCCUAAAGGGAAAAGUGAACGACAAGUAUGGAGGUAACAUAGAAAAUCGUUGUCGGUUCCCACUGCAAGUGGUGAAGGCAGUUGCUGAUGAGAUUGGAGCAGACAAGGUUGGGAUUAGGCUCUGCCCUUUCCCUGAUGAGUCUGAUCAGUGUGACCCUCAAGCACUGGCUAUUCAUAUGGCUCAAUCACUGAAUGAACUGGGAAUUCUAUACUGCCACAUGAUUGAACCCAGGAUGGUAACACAAGUCAACACCAAAUGGUCUCUAUUGCCAAUUAGAAAGGUCUUCAAGGGGACAUUUAUUGUGGCUGGUGGUUACAACAGGAGUGAGGGAAACGAAGCUAUAUCAAGUGGUGCUGCCGAUUUGGUCGCAUAUGGACGCCUUUUCUUGGCGAAUCCAGAUCUGCCCACAAGAUUUCAGCUCGAUGCUCAGUUAAACGACCCCGAUCCUACUACCUUUUGUAUACCUGAUCCUGUGCUUGGAUAUACCGAUUACCCAUUUCUUCAACAUAUAUAGCUAUAGCCCCAACCCCGUUAGUAAUCAUCAUCUUUGGACUUGUACCAUCUUUUAUUAUGCCUUUGCUUAGCCUUGUCCACUCAAACCAUUCUGCUCGGGUUGCAUUUAUUAACUUAGGGUUUAUGAAAUUUCAUUUGUUAUACUUAUAGUUUUAUUUUUAUUUUUUUUAUCUUCAAUCUUUAAUAUUAGUGUUUGUUGCCUUUGUUAAGUGGUGAGCAUGCCAAUUUAAUCCCACAUAAUUAUAUUGCUGUUUAGA
Molecule: messenger RNA, 1429 nt
Organism: Cajanus cajan (pigeon pea)
Lineage: Eukaryota; Viridiplantae; Streptophyta; Magnoliopsida; Fabales; Fabaceae
Product: putative 12-oxophytodienoate reductase 11
Molecular function (GO): oxidoreductase activity; FMN binding
Source: RefSeq, a predicted model, not a curated record